AUGGCCAAUCCAUCCGUCCUUAUUCAGCAACUGACUCUCCUGGCGGAGAAUCCAGACGCUUUUUCGCAGCACCGGAGCGAGAUCGUCUCGCUCGCCCGGAAAGCUACUGCGGCGCUGGAGACUCCGUUCGAGACCUUCCAGCGUCUCGUCUAUUCGCCACUCCCUCUGGUACUCGCCCGCAUAGCCCAGGAGCGGGGAAUCUUCAAGGCGUUGGUCGAGAACGAUGGGAAACCGACGAGCACCGCUCUGCUGGCGGAGCGGACCGGGGUCAAGCUGGGUAUUCUCGAGCCGCUGCUCGAGUACAUGUCUACCCAGGGCAUGGCGGAGCAGAUCUCGCCUCAGGAGUAUGCCGCCACGAAGCUGUCGCAUAUGCUCCUGAACCCGCUGUUCGUGGAUGGAGUGACCCACUUCCACGACAACUGUCUCCCCGCCUUCGCAGCCCUGAAUGCCUUCCUCUCCAAGGAUCCUUCAGAUAAGCGGACCGCGUUCCAGAUCGGACAGCGCAGCGAGAAUGACUUUUACAGAUGGUUGGAGACCCAUCCCGUGCAGCAAGGCGCAUUCCACCGGUUCAUGGAAGCCCAAUUCGCCUCUCUGCCCACCUGGCUGGACGUGAUCGACUUUGAAAAAGAGUAUGCCAAGCACGCAGGCCCCGAGACCCCGAUCUUUGUCGAUGUUGGCGGUGGCGCUGGCCAGCAGUGUGUCGCCCUUCGCAAGCGAUUCCCGAAUCUGAAGGGAAGGGUUGUUCUGCAGGAUCUGCCGUCCGUGCUGGACAAAGCAAUUACCGGGGAUGAUGUGGAGAAGAUGGGCUAUGACUAUCUAACUGAGCAACCUGUCAAGGACGCUGAUAAAAGGACAGGUGCCCGCGCCUACUACUUCCGGCAGAUCAUGCACAACAACGACGACGAAACCUGCGUGCGCAUCCUGCAGUCGCAAGCCCCGGCGAUGGACAAAUCGUCCGUGAUCCUCAUCGACGAGAAGGUCCUGCCGGACGAGAAACCCGCCCUGACGGAGGGCAACUGGUACACGUCGGCCCUCAACCUGGCGAUGGUGGCCAUGUUCAACGCGCUGGAGCGACGCGAGGCGCAGUGGAGGAAGCUCCUCGCGGAUGCAGGGUUUGAGAUCCUUGCCAUCAAGACCUUUACUGACUUCCGCGACAGUGUGAUCGUUGCGGUCAAGAAAUGA
Molecule: messenger RNA, 1182 nt
Organism: Rasamsonia emersonii CBS 393.64
Lineage: Eukaryota; Fungi; Ascomycota; Eurotiomycetes; Eurotiales; Trichocomaceae
Product: O-methyltransferase
Exons: 4
Coding region: 1-1182 (393 amino acids)
Molecular function (GO): O-methyltransferase activity
Source: RefSeq, a predicted model, not a curated record